Epithele typhae is the source of this 804-nucleotide messenger RNA. RefSeq lists its product as uncharacterized. The record is from RefSeq and is a predicted model, not a curated record. The transcript is spliced from 4 exons. The coding region runs from base 1 to 804 and encodes 267 amino acids. NCBI's taxonomy places the organism in Eukaryota, Fungi, Basidiomycota, Agaricomycetes, Polyporales, Epitheliaceae.
AUGACCUUCGCCCCAAAAUCCGGCUGCCCAAUGUGCAGCAUCGUCUCUUCUGCAACCUCCGCUCCCGCAUCCCCCUCCGCCUCCUCGCGGCAGGCCGAGAUCCUCUGGAAAGAUGACAACUUCACCGUUUACCGCGAGAGCGCAAAUCCUGUCUCAAGCAAAGGGCAUGUCAUUAUUGUAUUCAAUUUACACGUGCCGUCAAUAUACACCCUGUCCUCAAGUGACCUCCCCAUCCUUGUUACCCUUCGCGACAUAGCACACCGCACACUCAACUCUAUCCAAGCGCCCUCCUCGCCCUCCGCUUCGCCCAUUGCCUCCGCCGGCUCACAACAAGCCAUCUCUGACAACGCCUCCCAGCUGACGAGUACGCGCGACUCGUUCCGGAUUGGCUUCAUCAACUCCCCGUUCAAAGACAACAAGAUCCCUGUCACUGACCACCUGCACGCGCACGCAUACAUUCUCCCUGCGGACCGUUUAGGCUGGUGGCGAGGCAUUGCGUACAGUUCCGUCGCUUGGUACGAGGUCGAUGACUUGAUUGCGGAGAUUCGGGAAGAAACUUCGAACAAUCGUGUGCGCUCCGGCAUGAACCCGAGACCAAUCGACCGCGUCCCUGGUGCAGGCAUGCGGAGAGGAACCGCCGACGGUAUCGAGACGACGGACGCACCGCUAGGGGUCGCGGACGUCGAACAGGGCGAGUCCGUGGGUAGCCCUAUGCUCCUGCCACCCACACCAUCAACCGGUGGAACGGUGACACAGGAGCGACCAUCAUUCAGUGAUUCUUCGAUACCCCAUCUGACGGUGUAG